Linnemannia hyalina is the source of this 1815-nucleotide messenger RNA. Lineage: Eukaryota; Fungi; Mortierellomycota; Mortierellomycetes; Mortierellales; Mortierellaceae. The record is from the annotation of a GenBank genome assembly.
AUGCUGAAAUUUGGGAUAUCGUCCGCGUUGUUACUGGUGCUCGCACACACUACAAUCGUGCAGGCCGACGAUGUGAUCAGACCCUCCACAGUCGGACGGUGGGAACACACCCUUCGCAAAUACGGGCUCUCAGCCGACUUUGGACCCAACCAGCGCGGUGGACCACAAGGGCGCCAACGUGGGCGUAUUAUCGAGGAUGCAGAUGGGGACCAGGAGAAGAAUGUUGCGAGGGUUCCUCUUGUGGACUUUGAUUUUGAUCGUGAGUACUAUGGUACGGUCCUGGUUGGCGAACCUCCACAGUCCUUCAAGAUCGAUUUCGACACAGGAUCCUCACGGUUCAUCAUCUCCUCCAAGGACUGCACCCAGUGCUCAGGAACAACCCGCUACGACUCCUCCCUCUCCAGGACCUUCCGUCUGAACUCUGAGGACACCCCCUCUUCCUCUUCCAACACCACAUCAACAGCAGGCACACUUCCUCGGUACUCAUCCUCGAAACCACCUCAAGACCCAAAUGCAUGGCACAUCACUUAUGGAGACAUGUCCCACGCAGAGGGGUUUCUUGGUCGAGAUCACGUGACACUUGGUGCUUCAUUGGAAUCAACAUCAACAGCAGGAGGAGGGAAGAAGGGAGGAAAGGGAGGGUUGACGGUGCAGCACCAAGAACUGGCUCUUGUGACGAGUGAGAGCGCCAAUUUUGAUGAAGUCAUCGACGGUAUUAUGGGGCUUGCCUUUGGUACCCUCUCCUCCUCUUCCAGCGGCGGGACAACUCCAUCCAAGGUGGUGCCGACAAAGACGGUCUUCGAGAACAUGAUGGCGCAAGGACUAGUCGACCGAGGGGUGUUCAGUUUCUAUCUCGGUAAAUCCUCCCGCGGUGGAGGCGGAGAAGUCAUGUUCGGUGGGUGGGACCCUUCCCGGAUCGAGGACGGGCACGAGCUGGUGUUUACGAAUGUGACGAGACCCAAGUACUGGCAGAUCAAUGUCGAGAAUGUCUUUGUCUCCGACCAUCAAGUCGAUUAUAUGCCCGUCAAGACUGUGACCUACCUCACUCCCAAACCACCGCUUUCUCCCCCUUCCCCUCCCCCUCCUGCCUCCCCCUCCUCCUCAGAGAAAAGAUCCAAUAUUGCAGGGAUCGUCGAUACAGGGACGACACUGAUGAUUACUCCCUUCCGCCUGGCGAACGCAAUCCAUGCACAGAUCCCACAUGCAAGGAUCAUGGGCCAGUCCUGGACGGUGCCUUGUAACCUGGGUCAGACACAUGGUGAUUCAAAAGUCGAGUUGCAGAUUGAGGGGAGGCGGUUCGCGAUUCCAUUUGAGGAUAUGGUUCGUGAGCCUGUUGAGCGGCCUUCUGGCCUUGCCACUACCGACGAGUCCCUCUCUUCCUUGUCUAGCGGCGGCACCCACAAGGACAACGGCAAAGAUGAUGAAGGAGGGAAGGGGAGCGGGUUAUGUUUCUCGGGUGUGCAACCGAGCGGCGCAAACUUCAUGAUCAUCGGCGACGUGUUCAUCAAGAACAACUAUGUGGUGUUUGAUCAGGAGCACCAACGUGUCGGGAUAGCGCCCCUCAAACUUGCUGAUCGCAAUCCUUCCCCCUCCUCUUCGUCGUCGUCGUCAUCGUCCGUCAACGAAAAGAAGGAGAAAAGGAAGAAGGGCAAGAAGGAUGUAGAGAAGAAGAAGGGCGAUGGGAAGGAGAAGAAGGAUAAGGAGAAGCGUGAGGUCGCAAGGAUGAGGAUGGGUUGGGAGGUGGUAGACCCCUCUGGCGAGGAGGUUAAGAAUGAUGAGGUCGAGGCUCCUAAGGGUGGACAUGCGAUCGUGUAA